Messenger RNA from Mesocricetus auratus (golden hamster), 2472 nucleotides. It is a transcript of the gene Kcnn1, whose product is annotated as potassium calcium-activated channel subfamily N member 1. Gene Ontology annotation, molecular function: calmodulin binding; small conductance calcium-activated potassium channel activity. Bases 627 to 2237 code for a protein of 536 amino acids. The transcript is spliced from 11 exons. Gene Ontology annotation, biological process: potassium ion transmembrane transport. The record is from RefSeq and is a predicted model, not a curated record. Lineage: Eukaryota; Metazoa; Chordata; Mammalia; Rodentia; Cricetidae. Gene Ontology annotation, cellular component: neuronal cell body; plasma membrane; neuron projection.
GGUCCGCAUCUCAGCUCCGCGCCACCCCGGAGCUGGGCCGGGGAAACUGAGGCUGGGGUCUGGUCGGGAUCGCCGCAGAGGUCCCCGGCCUCUCCCCAGCCGGGCUCCGCGUGCUGGCGCCUGGCGCACUCCGGACCCCAGGAGACGCUUUGUUCUCUCCGCGUAGUUUGACCUUCACGGCCCCGCCACCCCGACCUCCGCCGUUAGGGGCGCAGGGGGGGGGACCCCGGCUGUGUGGGCGGCGCCUCCCAGGCGGACGCGGGGACCCAGAAGUUUCCCCCGCGGCCUCUCUGGCCACUCAGACCCCACACCGCUCCUGACCCGAGCUUCCAGCCUGGGCCACCAGCUGCGGGGGUCUCCAGGUGACCCGCGCCUGCCCCCGGGCGCCGUCCCCGCUGCUCUCGGGCUCCGCUACUCCCUGACGAGCCGUCCCUGCGGGAGGCGACGGCUGCAGCGCCCGACUGAGGUGCAGAAGGAAAGGAGCCACAGGCAGAGCUGCCCGCUCCUGAGGGACAUCUUCGAGGUACUGAAGAACACAGGCCUCAGGUCUGUUCUGGUGGCCCCUGCUGAGCCAUGCCGGGCCCCCGCAGGCCUGCCGCAAGCCCAGCCCAGGGAGGCCGGUGGCCAUGAGUAGCCGCAGCCACAAUGGCAGUGUGGGGCGACCUCUGGGCAGUGGACCUGAAUCCCUGGGCUGGGAGCCUCUGGACCCUGAGGCAGGCUGCCCCCUGCAUCCUGCCCAAGGUCGAGGCCUGCAGAUGGUGGCCAAGGGCCGGCCUGCUCCAUUGUCACCUGGUGGCCCCAGGGGCCAUCCCCAGGAGCAGGAGGAGGAAGAAGAGGAGGAAGAUGCUUCCCGACUGGGUUCUAGGAAGCCCCCUACGGUCAGCCAUCGCCUGGGCCACCGCAGGGCCCUCUUCGAGAAGCGCAAACGCCUCAGUGAUUAUGCUCUUAUCUUUGGCAUGUUUGGGAUUGUCGUCAUGGUGACAGAAACAGAGCUGUCCUGGGGUGUGUACACCAAGGGGUCUCUGUUCUCAUUUGCGCUGAAAUGCCUCAUCAGCCUGUCCACUCUCGUCUUGCUUGGCCUUGUCAUCCUCUACCAUGCCCACGAGAUCCAGCUGUUCCUGGUGGACAAUGGUGCUGAUGACUGGCGGAUCGCGAUGACGUGGGAGCGAGUGUCCCUGAUCUCUCUGGAGCUGGCCGUGUGCGCCAUCCACCCGGUGCCCGGCCACUACCGCUUCACGUGGACGGCGCGGCUGGCCUUCUCCCUGGUGCCGUCGGCGGCCGAGGCGGACCUGGACGUGCUUCUGUCGGUCCCCAUGUUCCUGCGCCUCUACCUGCUGGCGCGGGUCAUGCUCCUGCACAGUCGCAUCUUCACGGACGCGUCCAGCCGCAGCAUCGGGGCCCUCAACCGCGUCACCUUCAACACGCGUUUUGUCACCAAGACCCUCAUGACCAUCUGCCCGGGCACCGUGCUGUUGGUCUUCAGCAUCUCCUCCUGGAUCGUCGCUGCCUGGACAGUGCGCGUGUGUGAGAGGUACCAUGACAAGCAGGAAGUGACCAGCAACUUCCUGGGAGCCAUGUGGCUCAUCUCCAUCACCUUCCUGUCCAUCGGCUACGGAGACAUGGUGCCGCACACCUACUGUGGCAAGGGCGUGUGUCUGCUCACCGGCAUCAUGGGAGCAGGCUGCACCGCGCUGGUGGUGGCUGUGGUGGCCCGGAAGUUGGAGCUCAGCAAGGCCGAGAAACACGUGCACAACUUCAUGAUGGACACGCAGCUCACCAAGCGGGUCAGAAAUGCCGCUGCGAAUGUUCUCAGGGAGACAUGGCUCAUCUACAAACACAGCAGGCUAGUGAAGAAGCCAGACCAAGGCCGGGUUCGGAAACACCAGCGUAAGUUCCUCCAAGCCAUCCAUCAGGCUCAGAAGCUGCGGAGUGUGAAGAUUGAACACGGGAAAGUGAACGAUCAGGCCAACACGCUGGCCGACCUUGCCAAGGCGCAAAGCAUCGCGUACGAAGUGGUGUCCGAGCUGCAGGCCCAGCAGGAGGAGUUGGAAGCACGCCUGACGGCCCUGGAGGGUCGCCUGGACGCCCUGGGCGCCUCCCUGCAGGCCCUGCCAGGCCUCAUCGCCCAAGCCAUAUGCCCUCUGCCACCUCCAUGGCCAGGGCCUGGCCACGCGGCCCUAGCCACCCAGACCCCACCGGGCCACUGGCUGCCCGCCAUGGGGUCGGAUUUCGGGUGACUGCCUGCUGGUCACCAGACUGCUAAAUCUUGGCCAUCAUGUGGCCACAGCUAGCUCCUCAUCAUUCUGGACCGCUGGAUUUUCAGGCGUGGGAGGAGCUGAGCCGGGACACCUGGCAUUCAUCCCUCUGAACUGGACUGGGAGCUUGCUGGGCCCCUGGCUAUCCUAAGCCCCAGGAGGGCAGAGAGGGCAGCAGGGGCCCCUUGUCGUUUCUUAGUAAAUCAGGAGACACCAA